CUUCAUGUUCUUUUCCACACAUCUCUCUGUCUCUCUCUCUCUCUCUCUCGCGUUCUUCGAACCAAACCGGAGGAGUGACUACCACCAACUCGCUGUAGCUUUCAAGCUCAACUAUCACAAGCACUUCAUCUUCACUAGUGCUUCUAAUCCAAACCACUAUCAAUCUUUCUUCAAACUCCACUCUGUCUCAGUCUUCUAAACCAAACAAUCAAUCUUUUAUUCAAUCUCUACCAUAAUUCAGGUUUGGAAAAGUACUUCAUCUUUAUCUUCUUCUCAGUGUUUCUCUGACUAUGGGAGAUUCCUAUUUAUAAUUCAAGCCCAAACACCCACAAUCCAAUUUUACUAGAAAUUCUUCUUUCCUUUCUGUAAGCAUCAGUCACACAAUGGAGUCUGAAAAUGGGGUUACUUUGGAGGAUGAGAGUUGUGUUAUUGAGAAAAACUAUGUUGAAGAAUCAGUUGUGGAUUUGAACAAAGAGGGUGAGAAUGUUGGUAACAGUGAAGUUCCCACCAUGAAUGGAAUAUCUGAACCAGCAAACAAAGCUGAAGGCUUUAAAUCCUCUGGUGUGGUGGUUAAAGCUUCUGCAACUGUUGCUACAAGUAAAAAAUCAAAAUCUACAAAGGAACCCAGAAUUCUGAAUGGUGGUUCUCCAAAGACCAAUAAACUGGCCAAGGACAAAGCCAAUCUGAAAACCACAACCCCGUUUUCUCGCAACCAGAGGUCAAUCCUUACUCAGAGUGUUUCCUUCCCGGCAAGAGGAGUCCAUGCCGAUGUUAUGAACAAGAGCAUUGAUGUGUAUCCAUUGAAAAGAGAAGCCAAAGAUGCUCAAAGAAAUGGGACUAAAUCCCAUUUAAACCAUCCCAACAGGCGUGCAUCCACUGGACUCCCCUCAAAAGAAGCAAAUACAAUUGGUGGAGCUUCUGGUUGGCCGACUUCUUUAGCAGCCACACCUAGCAUUAGACGCUCUGUGCUUGGAAAGUCUGGUUCUUUGAAGGCAACUGGUAACUGUCCAGCUGAGGCAUCCCAAUUAGUUAAUCAAAAUUCAAAUCCUAUGAAAACAGCACUGCCGGUGAAAGAGGACGACGAUGCUCGUUCCACGACUUCAAGUGGGACUCCUCGUGAGCUGAGGGGCAGUGGUUCAAGGUUUUCCUUCAGGUUGGAAGAACGAGCUGAAAAACGCAAGGAGUUCUUUUCAAAGCUAGAAGAGAAGACUCAGGCGAAAGAAGCAGAAAGAACCAACUUGCAAGCAAAAUCAAAGGAAAGCCAGGAGGAAGAGAUCAAGCAACUGAGAAAGAGCCUGAAAUUUAAAGCUACACCCAUGCCAAGUUUCUAUAAAGAGCCACCUCCAAGAAUUGAAAUAAAGAAGAUACCGACCACACGCGCAAUAUCCCCAAAGCUUGGAAGGCAGAAGAGCUCUGUGACUGCAGGAAACAACUCCUCAGAAGGUGAUGUGCCUUGUGCUAGCCCACGUCCGAACCUAUCUCCAAAGCUCAUGAAGAGCAAGAAUUCCAUUACUGCAAACAACUCGUCAGAAGGCGGUGGGUCUUGUCAUAGCCCACGUCUUAACCGAGAACAGAACAAUUCAAGCAAAGGAUUCCGGGCAGAAUCUGACAAAAAUGUUGUGGCUUCGAAGAAGCCGAUUAGAAAGUCCCAACUCAGUCUUCAAUCUCAGGAAGUUGCAGUCACAAAAACUGAAAGAAAGCCUGCUAAGCCUAAACCAGAGGCACCAGGAGAAGAAAACCAAAACCAGAAAGAAUGUAGAGGAGAAAAAGAAGAAAGCCAGAACCAGUCCCUGUGUCUUUCUGAAUACAAAAAUGAGAUAGACCUAGAGUCUACAAUGGAUACUUCCCAGAACAAUGCACCGGUUUUGAAUUCACCUACCCCUGAGAUUAUGCCUCAUGAAGUUACCGUUGGUGAUUAAAGACAUACUUCAUGGACCUUGUUUUUAUAGUUUUGAAAGUUUUAAAAGUUUCGUUAAACUUAUCAAAAGAAAGAGAGUUCUGUGGUCUUGUGAAUACAGUGGCUGUGAGUAAAUCAUGUAAGCCUGUUGGAACUUAUAAGUGUUUGCCUCAGUGAUCAACUAUGGCUUUCAUCUUUUAUAGGCAAUUUAUGACAAGUCUUCUUUUUUCU
This is a messenger RNA of Alnus glutinosa, 2128 nucleotides long. Its product is annotated as protein WVD2-like 4. The record is from RefSeq and is a predicted model, not a curated record. Bases 384 to 1919 code for a protein of 511 amino acids. The transcript has 9 exons. Lineage: Eukaryota; Viridiplantae; Streptophyta; Magnoliopsida; Fagales; Betulaceae. Gene Ontology annotation, molecular function: microtubule binding.